Messenger RNA from Triticum turgidum subsp. durum (durum wheat), 1326 nucleotides. The record is from the annotation of a GenBank genome assembly. Lineage: Eukaryota; Viridiplantae; Streptophyta; Magnoliopsida; Poales; Poaceae.
AUGAGUGUAAAUACCGACUUGGGAGCCGGACGAGCAUUCCUAAGGUCUCUCUACCGGCAGUAUGUCGAUUGGGGUGUCGAUUUCGUAAAGCUAGAUUGCAUCUUUGGCACGGAUUAUAGCCCGAAAGAGAUCGUGGCCGUUUCAGAGAUCCUGAAAGAGCUUGAGAGACCAGUCGUCCUAUCCAUCUCCCCAGGAACCGCUGUCACUCCAGCAUUAGCUGAGAAUAUCACACAACAUGUAACAGGAGAUGAUUGGGACAGCUGGAAAGAUGUUCGCCCAUAUUUCGAUGUCGCCAGAUCAUUUGCUGCUGCGAAUAAGAUUGGCGCCCCCAGAUUGCGAGAGAGGUCUUGGCCAGACUUAGACAUGCUUCCAUUUGGCUGGCUUACUGAUGCAGGCGCUAAUCAGGGCCCUCACAGAACCACUAGCCUUACAUUUGACGAACAAACAACACAGAUGGUACUUUGGUCAAUGGCUAAAUCACCGCUCAUGUAUGGUGGGGACUUGAGGCAUCUCGACGAUCGCACAUUCAAUCUAAUUACCCACCCUACUCUCCUGAAGAUAAAUCACCACACCAGAAACAACAUGGAGUUUGGUUAUAUUCAUAGUGAGAGGGCUUCAAAGCCAGAUGAACAAUCGGGUCGCUCAAAGUCCGGCUAUCCGGUGGACGUGACAAACAAUGGUGGAAUGGUUGUUGGUCUCGGUACAUGCAGCGAUAAGAGUGCCAGUGGAUGGCACAGUUCCUCAGAAGAUCGCAUUUGCAGAAGCCAUGGAAUCCAGAAUGGCAAUACCUCGUUUUGCAUAUCCAAAGCAAAACUUCUUCCAACAUCGGAUGGAGUUACCAUGAGCAGUGAGGAAGACCAAGCAAAGUUUCAUCUGGCAGGUAUUGACACCGAUGAUGGUUGCUUGGAUGCAUCUGUCAGUCCAUGGCGAACAAGCUCAGCGAGCCAAACUCCCAUGUUCUCAGCCUGCGAAUGGCAUGCAAAGCAGGUCUGGGAGCUAACAGAGAAUGGACAGCUUGUAAGCAGCUACUCAGGGUUGUGUGCUACAAUGCGAUCCAGCAAGGAAGGAGAGAAUGAAACUACUGGAGCACGAGCAUGGACAGCAAUUGGAGACAAAGGAGAGAUCUACGUUGCUAUCUUCAACCUCGACAGUGCGAGCAGGAAGAUCACUGUAAGCGUGCGGGAUCUAGAAAAGGUUGUCGGGAGAAAGUUGGCAAGGUGCACCUGCACUGAAGUCUGGAGUAGAAAAAGAUGGAGUCUGAUGAAGGGGGGCAUCUCAGCGGUGGUGGCCUCGCAUGGCUCAAUGUUGUUUGAAAUCCAGUGUUGA